UCAUCUCCUUUUCCUUGCCUUCCCGUUGGCGACCGAAAUUGCUUGCUGCUUUUUGGAGGGAGAGAAUCGGAGACGGAGACGGAGACGAAGAUAUGAUACCGCAGCAAUGGGCUCAGCCCUGUGGCGGCAAAUGCACCCACAAAUACGCAGCUCUAACUCAGAUUCCUUGGAGAGUGUUUUGCAAGAAAGGUUGUAAUGCUGAUGGAGACACAUGGGAAGAGUGCUUGGAAGCGUGUGAAGAGAUAUGCUACAAGGACCCUGUAUUAAAGGACCAGCAGUGGAGUGCUUACAUUGACCGUUCACCUGGAGCUGCAAGCUACUCAGAGGAAUGUUUCCAUGCUUGCGUGUCUGGCUGCGGCUAUAAGUUUGACGUUAAGAACGACACAGUUGACCAGACUCAUCCACACCGGCCGUGCAAACCUUCUCCCCCUCUUGAGAAGCCACCUUCCUCUGUUCACAAACCUCCUACCACCAUAGCUGAUGAACAGUCAGAUUUACCUUGUACUUCUGCUUAGAAGUCAAUGGCAGAUACUAAGACAAAUGAAAAUUGUUGAUGCUGUGUGUGAGAAUUGAUUUUCCUGUUGUUGUAGCGUUUACUUCCCUUUUUGAUUGGCCGAAAUGUGAUAGUUUUGAGAUCAAGAAAUUUUUAUUUCUUUAAGAGCUUCUGACUACCCUAACAUCCACAUUUCGGUAGAGCAUACCAGGAUAGCUAUAAUCUCAGUAGGGUUCAAAAACCAACUUUUAGAAUAGGUACUUAACCGUCAUCUUGUAUUAUUUUGUCAUCUCCAGAUGUACUCUCUGAAACUUUGUGUGUUAUGAUAAGCUUGAAAAUAUUUAUUUCUGAUGAAUGUUGUGAGCCUGUGACUGUUUGGUUCGUGAAUUGUGAUUAGGGAUGAACUUGGCUUCUUACCUGGUAAGGAAGUUUAUCAAAAUAAGGUGGCCUAUCUCGAUCUGUCCACAUUUCCUUUUCAUCUCACCUACAUAAUGUGUGAGGCCAUAUAUGUGCCGCUUUGUUUACCUGCUCGCCACCUUCUCUCUUUGGACUUUGAGUUGCCGAAUCAUACCUAGGUUGUAUGCCAAAGUUACUAAACACUGUAAGGCAAUGUCAAAAAAUAGCUUCUGCCAUGUCACCCUUUACUCAAACAACCACACACUUUGGAGGGACCCUUUUGUCAAUUCAGAUUCCCUUUCUUCUUCGUUGUGUGUUUCCAAUCUCCAACCGGAAAUUGAAACCCUUCCCUCGCCACUCCUUCUCAUCCGCAGACCGCAAUCUCAAAUCAAAAUUCCCAACCUCCACCCGGAAUUCGAAGAAAUCAUUCUCGAAAACUCAUCCCAACCGCAAUCUAAGAUCAAAAUCCUUCGCCGUCCUUUCUAGCACACUCAAUCUCAAAGGGAAAUUCCUCCCGGGGGCCUCUCUACUCAUCGAACCUCAUCAUAGGCUCCAGCUUUUUUGCCACACUCAAUCUCAAAUCAAAAUCCUCUACUGUGGCCCUCUCUCUACUUCCCCUACCAUUAUUGUGUUUGUUGGCAUCUUCUCCACACUCUCUCAAAUCAAAAUACUCCGUCGUCGCCCUCUUUCUACUUCCCCUACCUUCUCUGCGUUUGUUGCAUGUGGUCUGUCUUGGAAGGCCCCGGAAAAAAAUGCUGUCUUCUCCACACUCUCUCAAAUCAAAAUACUCCGUCGUCGCCCUCUUUCUACUUCCCCUACCUUCUCUGCGUUUGUUGCAUGUGGUCUGUCUUGGAAGGCCCCGGAAAAAAAUGCUGACUCGCUCUUGCUGUGUCUCCCAGACCAACCCUGUAAUUUCCCUUGGAAGCCUCCCCCCGCCGCCAAGCAAUGAAUCAUUCUCCGUCUCGCUCUUUGCCUCCUAAAAUCAAUCCGCGGAGUACCCUCGCAAACCGCCAUCGAGCAAACAAUGAUUCUCCCUCUUGCUCUUUGUGCCCAUCGCAGAUGAAGAAUUUUUGGUCUCUGUCGGCAGUUGCCGCACAAGUGGUGAAGUGAAGUUUAUCAGCCCUCAAAACUACAGUAAGAGAUUUAUCAUGAUUUGAGGAUUCUUAUCAGGUUGUUCCCAACGUCCUUCUAACAAUUGAGAUUCAAAACUUUAAAAUCUUAGGAUAGGUGAAUGUUUGAGCUUUUAUGAACCAUAAAAACACAACAAAAAAGUUUACCCUCUCUAUAUGUAAAUUUUAAUCUUUCAUUUCUUUCGUAAUCUUGCAUUUUUCCCGUGCUUUGUAGAAAUAUGGAGGUGGUAUCCCGGGCAUUUAAGAAGAGGACGACCAAUGGCGGGCAUCAAUAAUAGCAUCCAAUCUGGGUGGGACUCGCCCUACUUCCACGACGAAUCCAUCUCGCCAGGUUAUUCCCAAUUUCAUUCAAACUUGUAGAGAUUAAUAUAUAGAGUCAUUCCUGAUCUUAGGAUUUAGGUCAAUCGAGAACUUUGUUUCUGGGAGUAGCUGUUGUUAGUGAUUAGAUAGAUGUUGUGACAUAAUGUUAAUAGCUAUUGUGGAGUCAUUGUUACCGGGUUCAGGAGUUAGCUGACUCAAACUAUAUACCUCUGAGAGUAGUGGUAGAUUCGGCAGAUGGCAUGAUGUAAUAAAUGAUCGAAUAUGGUCGGAGAGCUCCUCUGCAAUCACAAAUUUGGGGGCUUUAUCCAGUCAUGUAUUCUAUAUUCUCAAUCUAAUAGACAAGUUCUCAUGGCUGCCUUUUGUCUGUGAAGAAGGGAUCAGAAGAAAUUUAGGAUUUUUUACUUUAGAACAGAGAAAAGAAGAAGACUGACGAAAUCAACUAAAUGGAUCGAGAAGAAGAAUCCACAGCUGUCUUCUGAUCGCUCUUUUAGUCAGCAAAAACCCUUUGAAAAUGGGCCAUAAGUUAAAUAGGCUAGACCAUUUAAAAGUCCAACGAUCUGCUGAAAACAGAAGACUUAAAGGUUAGACAGGCUUCCAGCCCAGUCUUGCUUCUUGACUUCUCGCUUGAUAGUUUUCAGUUCAGCUGAAGAUCUACAGGGAAAAAAGAACAGAAGAGAAACAGAGUAAGAAACAGAGCAGAAGGAAAAAUGCAGAAAACAGAUAACACAGGACGUUUUUAACGUGGUUUGCCCAAGUGCAAUGGUGUACUUCCACGUCCCAGAAUACAGUAUGGGAGACCCUUUGUUGAUUUUCUGUUUUUGACUUAAGAACACAAAUACAAACUAUACUAGGAAGGAAAUGAAAGAAGCUUGAAAACAAAUGCAGAGAGACGAACACUCAGAUCACAACCUAAUCUAAUUCAGCCUCAACACUAGAGAUCCUCUACCUCUCUAGUGAUACCCUUUACUAAGCUUAGUCCUAUACCACAAAGCUUCUUCUCCACAAACGUGCCAUCGAAAAUCUUCUGUCGUUGGUUAAAUAGCUAGUAGAGACUAGCCGUUGGAAUCAAUCAAGAGACAAUCCCCUUUAAAUCCCACAAUCAAGUGCUUUCCUUUUGUAACAAGACACCUUCAAAUCAGCAACGGUCUUGGAUCAAUGUAGGAGUCAAUUCUGACUUGCUAUAUUUCAACAGUCUCGAUGGCUUUUGCAAGUUGAAGCUUCUCGGAUCUUGAUUGUCAUUAUGCUUCUUUCAGUAAUGUCUUGCAAAGAUAUGAUGUGCUAAAUUUGCCCUUAAUUUGAUGUUUAGUCAACCAUAAAUUUUUUUCAAUUAAAUUGAAUUUUCUCUUUCUGCUUGCAAGUUUUCCCUUUUGAACUCUUUCCUAAAUGUUUAUUUGUGUUACCUCAGGGCCUCAAGAAUUUGCAACUCUAUGGGGUUAUUUUGGUCAUGACCU
Molecule: messenger RNA, 3791 nt
Organism: Linum trigynum
Lineage: Eukaryota; Viridiplantae; Streptophyta; Magnoliopsida; Malpighiales; Linaceae
Source: the annotation of a GenBank genome assembly